Messenger RNA from Botrytis sinoallii, 552 nucleotides. RefSeq lists its product as uncharacterized. Bases 1 to 552 code for a protein of 183 amino acids. The record is from RefSeq and is a predicted model, not a curated record. The transcript is spliced from 2 exons. NCBI's taxonomy places the organism in Eukaryota, Fungi, Ascomycota, Leotiomycetes, Helotiales, Sclerotiniaceae.
AUGUGGCUCCGACCUCAACCAAAUAUGCAACAUCCCGCACGAUUCCGCCCCCAACAAUACAACUCUCCAGAUCUAGUACGACGUCCAGACACGGCCGAGCCUACUUCUCGGGCCCUCUACUUUGUCUCUCCUUGCAAUGUGCAACGACGUUCGACCAAAUCUGCGGAUCCUGCAUUGCGUAACUAUUAUCCGUAUUGCUUUAGUCAAUUGGUAUGCAUGUUCCCUACGUUACACGGCACUGUUCUGGAAGAAGAACGCUCGAAUCGUGGAGGGGAUUUGAUCGGAUCUGAAAGAGAUGUCAAGGCUGCGGGCCGGCAGUGCAGUGUUACACGCGAGAUAUCGGCAAUCGAAAUCUCUGCACCUGUACCACUAAAGGUUGAGAAAAUGUGGAGAGCCCAAACGUUCGUUUUCCGAUGUCACAAAGGCUCGGCCCGAGUUCUCACGCCAGCCUCAAAUGCCAGUCAUGGCCAUGCUGGUGCCGACUCGGGCUUAAUCUUUCGGGUGACUUUGGUGGUACACAAUCUUCCCGAUCACAGUAACCUGGAUGCUUGA